AUGGUAGAGUUCCUGAAGGUGCCUGAAGAGGUUAAGCCCAGAAUCUCCAGAAGCAGGAGCGCUGUCAACAGCAUCCACGCUAUGGAACCUCAAGAAGUCACCCAGUCGUCUCAUCUGAGAGAUGAUCAAAUUAAAGAAAGCAAUGAAGCAACAGCAUGGAUAGUCUUACAGGAUAUGAAGGAAAGAGAGGAGAAAGAAGGUGUCCAGUGCUACCCUGUGUUGGAGGCCAUAGCUGCAGAAGGAGAAGGUGCAGAUGAAGAAGAAUCCAGAGAGGAAACUCCUGCUGGCAAUUCGGCCUCCGUAGAUGGCAGAAGCUAUGAUGAUGUGACCAGCAGCAGUGGCCAGGAUGACGGUCAACUAGAGGAGCCAAUCCCCGGGGGCAUGAAGGGCCGUCGGGUUCUCCCACGUCCACCAGGACAGCUGCCCCGCAACCGCUACAGGUUCACUGAAUUCCAGCUCCAGGAGUUGGAGCGCAUUUUCGAACGCAAUCACUAUCCCAGUGCUGCUGCCCGAAGGGAGCUCGCGAGAUGGAUAGGUGUGACAGAAUCCAGAGUGGAGAACUGGUUUAAGAGUAGGAGAGCCAAAUACCGGAAAUGCCUGAGGAUGUAA
Messenger RNA from Apodemus sylvaticus (European woodmouse), 609 nucleotides. Its product is annotated as rhox homeobox family member 2-like. Bases 1 to 609 code for a protein of 202 amino acids. Gene Ontology annotation, molecular function: DNA binding. The transcript has 5 exons. The record is from RefSeq and is a predicted model, not a curated record. Lineage: Eukaryota; Metazoa; Chordata; Mammalia; Rodentia; Muridae.